CAGGAGCCGCGCUGGCCGGGCAGCCACGGCGACGCGCAGCUCCUGACGCCCACCGCCCCUGGGUCGGUGUGCUCACCUGGGCCGGAGUGCCUGGCCGCGGAAAACGAAAGUAACUCGGAGAUUGCUGCACAUGCCUUUGUUGCUCUAUGUAACAUUACUAGGAAUGUCAUUUCUCAGUGCCUCGGAUUUGAUUCCUCAAAAUAAACAGCUGCUGAGUUAAGUCCAUCUUUCCACUGAGAAGUAGUAUGCUGAGGAGCUCCAAGUGCUAGGAAGGCCUCAUUCUGACCCUCUUGUAUUGCAUACCACCUCUGCUCCUCACCGAGGACCACACUGGUACAGUUGCUGCCAUGUCAGACACAGUACUAAGCAAGAACCAAAAGUGGUGUGGUGAGCAUUCAAAAUGCAGCCGGACAUAUCCUUGGACAACAUCAAGAUGUCAUCCAGUGACCUGCUGGAGAAGAAAGAGCUAGACAGUGGAGGCUUUGGGAAAGUGUCCUUGUGUUUCCACAAAAGUCAUGGAUUUGUCAUCCUAAAAAGGGUGUACACAGGGCCCAACCGUGCUGAGUACAAUGAGGUUCUCUUGGAGGAGGGGAAGAUGAUGCACAGACUGAGGCACAGUCGAGUGGUGAAGCUGCUGGGCAUCAUCAUGGAAGAAGGAAAUUACUCGCUGGUGAUGGAGUACAUGGAGAAGGGCAACCUGAUGCAUGUGCUGAAGGCUGAGGUCAAUGUCCCACUCUCUGUAAAAGGAAGGAUAAUUUCGGAGACCAUCGAAGGGAUGUGCUACUUACAUGACAAAGGCGUGAUACACAAGGACCUGAAGCCUGAAAACAUCCUCGUUGACCGUGACUUUCACAUCAAGAUAGCUGAUCUUGGUGUGGCUUCCUUUAAGACAUGGAGCAUACUGACUAAAGAGAAGCACAACAAGCAGAGGGAAGUGAGCAGCAUCUCCAAGAAGAAUGGAGGCACGCUCUACUACAUGGCACCUGAGCACCUGAGCGACAUCAACGCAAAGCCCACAGAGAAGUCAGACGUGUACAGUUUUGGCAUUGUACUUUGGGCAAUAUUUGCAAAUAAGGAGCCCUAUGAGAACGCCAUCUGUGCUGAGCAGCUCUUGAUUUGCAUAAACUCUGGGAACAGGCCAAAUGUGGAGGACAUCAUUGAGUACUGCCCAAGGGAGAUCAUCAGCCUUAUGGAGCGGUGUUGGCAAGCAGCCCCAGAGGACCGGCCAACGUUUCCUGGCAUUGAAGAAGAAUUUAGGCCUUUUUACUUAAGUCAAUUUGAAGAAUAUGUAGAAGAGGAUGUGGCAAAUUUAAAGAAAAAGUAUCCAGAUCAAAGCACAGUUUUGAAGAGAAUGUAUUCUCUCCAGUAUGAUUGUGUGCCCUUACCUCCAAGCAGGUCAAAUUCAGAACAGCCUGGUUCACUGCACAGCUCCCAGGGAUUCCCGAUAGGACCUGUGGAGGAGUCCUGGUUUUCCUCCUCUCCAGAGCAACCACAGGAAGAGAAUGAGCGCAGUGUGCAAGCUAAACUUCAAGAGGAAGCCAAUUACCAUGCUUUUGGAAGAUUCACAGAGAAACCGGCAAAACUGCAGCCCAAGCAGAAUGUGGCUUACAGCAGAGAGGAGGAAAGGAAACGAAGGGUCUCCCAUGACCCCUUUGCGCAGCAGAGACCUCGUGAGAAUGUUCAGAGUGUAGGGGCCAAAGGUUUUUCUGAUCCCAGUACUGCCAGUCAUGGAAAUGCUGCACACCAGCUGCCAGGGCCAGCCAGCCACACACAAGUACCAUUCUGGAACAACGGAUUAUAUAGUCAGCAUGGGUUUGGAACUUCAGGUGCAGGAGUUUGGUAUGGGCCAAAUGCAAGCCAAAUGUAUAAUACUUACAAAACUCCUGUACCUGAGACCAAUCUACCUGGAAGCAUACCCACCAUUCCAUUCAUCUCCUUGCCACUAGCAGAUGAGUCCAUAAAAUGUACUAUAUAUAAUAGUUCUGGUGUUCAGAUUGGAAACUACAAUUAUAUGGAUCUUGGACUGAGUUCACAACUACCAGACAACAUGUGCAAAGAAGAGUCAGCUCCCAAGCACCAAGCCAUCUUUGACAACACCAGUAGUCUGACUGAUAAUCACCUGAACCCUGUCAGGGAAAACCUGGGAAGGCAAUGGAAAAGCUGUGCCCGCAAGCUUGGCUUCACUGAGUCUCAGAUUGAUGAAAUUGACCACGACUAUGAACGAGAUGGGCUGAAAGAAAAGGUUUACCAGAUGCUCCAGAAAUGGCUGAUGCGGGAAGGCACCAAGGGGGCCACUGUGGGGAAGUUGGCCCGGGCACUUCACCAGUGUUGCAGGAUAGACCUGCUGAACCACUUGAUCCAGGCCAGCCAGAGCUAAGCUUGAGUGGGCUCUGGCAGUGGGAACUAGACUGUUCACCAGGUGCACAAGCCCUGUUUGCUCCCUGGCCUUCAGAACUCUUAUCCCAGAUCAAGCCCUGCAUCUGCAGUGUCAUGCAUUUUGGAACUGGAGAAUGGGAAGAGAAGUCUGCAGCCCACAGUAGUUCUUCAGAAAGUACAAGCAUGAAGGUUGCCGCAGGACCCAGGACAAGGGUGGGGAGGGACGACAGGGAACUAAAAAGAAUAGCCUAUUGGGUUUUGAAAAGUAGAGGUGUUGGAUGAGAAAGAUGGUCUUGGUUCAGCUUGUGCCAUAGUCUUCAGUUAUGCUAUUUACUCAGUUUCCUGUGGUUUCAUUGGGUGAGGGAGGAAAAACAUUCAAAGAAUGUAAAAUCUACCAGCUUCCUCUAAGCACAGUAAAGUGCUGCUCAGAGAGAUGCCUUAUAUGACAGCCACAGUUCUUCCUAAAAUUAUAGGAUGUUAACUUUAGCAUCCAAUGCUGUGCUGUCAUCUUAAGCUUUAAGAAUCAUGUGCAAUUCUAGUCUAUCAAAUUAUAAGUUAAUGGGUUAAGGAGCGCUAAGCAGGAGGAGAAACUACAGGGCAGAGGGAGGACAUCAAAACCCAGCACUCACCACUGAGAACCGCUGCUGAUUGCAGCUACUAUAAGAACGACUGUAAGUUUCUAAAUUUUCUCCUACAUUCUGGUGCUUCCUGACAUUCCUCAGCCUGUGCACCGCACAGAGGGAACUGGUGUGCAGGAAAUAACAAUCAGAAAACGUCACCUCUUCCUCCUUGGACAUGACCAAAGCCUUUAGCAAGCCCACGUGCCAACUGAAGCUGCCUGAGCCAACUGCAGUCACUGCUGGUGUUUGCAGGUCAGAGGUGAUGCAGUGACAGUCUGGCUGUCAGAAAAGAUUAUGGUGUGUCAUUGACAACAGUGAGCUGUGAUUGUCUCUCCUGCAGCCUCAGAAGAUACAUAGGACUCCUGGAAUGGACUGUGAAGCAGCUUUGAUCUUGUUGACAUUUUGGCACUAGUUGGCACUUCAUCCUUCACUGUUGGCCUAUCCUGUACUCUGUAGAUUAUUGAGAAACGUGUCAAUAUUACACGUCAACUCUACCCACCAGAUGUGACAAAACAGACAAUGUCUGUAUACAGGCUGCACGUUCUUUGGAGGGAACCUGCUGUAACUUUAUAUGCCUCAGUUGUUCUGUCAACACAUGCUGGGUUCAUGCCUUAACUGUACAGAGUGCACAUUGGAAGGGAACUGGAGCAGGGAAGUUCCAGGAUUUCCUGGAGGAACCUGGAUAGUCUUUAAAUUCUUUCCUCUUAACCUAUAUUCUAAUGCUGUUUUAAGAAGACAAAAUUAACACGUAUUUUUAAUGGAGCUUUGGGGGAAAAUGGCAAGGGAAGCCAGAGCUGUUUUUGGAAUUGCAGUAGCAAUCGGGGUCCUAGUGUUAAAAUCAUGUCUAUUAAGUGUUCUGCAAGGAAAGAAUUGUGGGUCCAUUGCAGAGGAUAGGUGCUUCGGGUCCAGGCCCAGAUUGUGACCACAGACUUCCAGGUUGUUUCCAUGGGUUACUGACCAUGCUCACCACUGACAUCCAGACAGUUGCUCAGCACCUCGAGUUGUGGCUGAACCUGUAUGAGUUGAAGGGCAGUUAGCAGAUGAAGCCUUAUAACAUCAUGGGGGUGCUGACCUUGUACAAGAAAGGCCUUGAACCAGCUAUACGGAGCCAGUCAUUGGUAGGUUAGACCGGAAGACCUUCAUUUGCUCUCGGCACCUCAUUGGCUGCCCAUGAUGACUGAUGACUUUGUGGUCAAUGGCACCUACUCCAAACAAGUACAUGGGAUGUCGGAGUCUCUGGGACCCCAACAUGGACUCAGAACACCUCUUUACAUCCUCCUGCCAAGCUAUGCAGAAUGCUUCAGGACACUGAGGGCCCAAGGAGACUAACCGUGCUCCCAGAACACAGAGUUAUGUUUGGUUCUGUUUUUAAUAAGAUACCCUUUCUUUAAAAGAAAAAAAUCUGAAAUAAAAUUUUAUACUUUA
Molecule: messenger RNA, 4421 nt
Organism: Mesocricetus auratus (golden hamster)
Lineage: Eukaryota; Metazoa; Chordata; Mammalia; Rodentia; Cricetidae
Gene: Ripk1
Product: receptor interacting serine/threonine kinase 1
Exons: 13
Coding region: 401-2377 (658 amino acids)
Biological process (GO): protein phosphorylation; signal transduction
Cellular component (GO): cytoplasm
Molecular function (GO): protein binding; ATP binding; JUN kinase kinase kinase activity
Source: RefSeq, a predicted model, not a curated record